UAUUAGCUAGCCAUAGCUGUUACUGCCGUGAUGUACCCCUGAUGAAUCAUGGAAGGGUGGUUGAAAACCUCUGUUUCUCAAGCUCAAUCUCAAUCCAGCAACUCCAAAAAUAUAAUUCGGACAGUAGGCCUAAAUUCUUCUGGUUUCAAGUCAAAAUGCAACAUACUGGAUCUCCUACCAAAUUGGGUUCUAAUGGCAGACCGAUUAAAAUGGUCCCUACAAGUGAGUUGAUAAAAACAAUGACGGUGAAUGGUUCGACACAGGUUGUGAAUGGUUCCACACGGGUUGUGAAUGGAGCAAGCAUUGUUAAGAGAGGUAAGGCCUCAGCCUUGGUUAAGACCACAGAAUUCUUCCCUUGGACGAAGGCUUCAGUUGGGGCCAAUGAGAAUUAUAGUUCCGUUCAAAGAAGCAUAGACGUGUGGUCUUUUGUGCUUUCUCUGCGUGUCCGUGUUCUCCUUGACAAUGCAAAAUGGGCAUAUAUUGGAGGCUUCACAGAAGAUGAGCAGAAAAGCAGAAGACGAAAAACUGCCUCAUGGUUACGAGAGCGUGUAUUGCAGCUUGGACCAACUUUUAUUAAACUUGGACAGUUAUCCUCAACCAGAUCCGAUCUUUUUCCCCGUGAAUUUGUGGAUGAGCUUGCCAAGUUGCAGGACAGAGUCCCUGCAUUCUCGCCAAAGAAGGCAAAAGACUUAAUCGCUAAGGAACUAGGAGCUCCAGUUGAGAUAUUAUUUAAAGAAUUUGAAGAUCGCCCAAUUGCUGCAGCUAGCCUUGGUCAGGUACAUCGGGCUAUCUUACAUAAUGGAGAGAAAGUUGUUGUCAAAAUUCAAAGACCUGGCCUCAAGAAACUUUUUGAUAUAGAUUUGAGAAAUUUAAAGCUUAUUGCCGAAUAUUUUCAGAAUAGUGAAACACUUGGUGGUCCAACAAGAGAUUGGGUUGGAAUAUAUGAAGAAUGUGCAAAGAUUUUGUAUGAAGAAAUUGAUUAUAUAAACGAAGGGAAGAACGCUGAUAGAUUCCGCCGGGAUUUUCGAAAUGUGAAAUGGGUUCGAGUGCCUCUGGUGAUUUGGGAUUAUACAUCGACGAAGGUAUUAACACUGGAGUACGUUCCAGGUAUCAAGAUAAAUCGGCUGGAUACGAUAGAUGCACGGGGUUACAGUCGAUCUCAAAUUUCUUCACGUGCUAUUGAAGCAUAUUUAAUUCAGAUCCUGAAAACUGGUUUCUUUCAUGCUGAUCCUCAUCCUGGAAAUCUUGCUAUUGACGUGGAUGAAUCUCUUAUUUAUUAUGAUUUUGGUAUGAUGGGGGAGAUCAAGUCUUUCACGCGGCAGAGAUUACUGGAUUUAUUUUAUGCAGUUUAUGAGAAAGAUGCAAAGAAGGUUAUGCGGAGUCUCAUAGAUCUUGGAGCUCUUCAGCCCACAGGAGACCUUUCAUCAGUUAGGAGAUCUGUGCAAUUUUUCUUGGACAAUUUGUUGAGCCAAACACCAGACCAACAACAGACUUUGGCUGCAAUUGGUGAGGAUUUGUUUGCAAUAGCACAAGAUCAGCCCUUCAGAUUCCCAUCCACCUUUACCUUUGUGUUAAGGGCAUUUUCCACUCUUGAAGGCAUUGGCUACACACUAGAUCCUGAUUUCUCCUUUGUAAAGAUUGCUGCACCUUAUGCCCAGGAGUUGUUGGAUUUAAAGCAGAAGCAGCGCACUGGAACUCAACUUGUUCAAGAAAUAAGGAAACAAGCUGAUGAUGCUAGAACAUACACCAUGUCCAUGCCAUACCGAAUCCAACGGAUAGAAGAGUUUGUGAAACAGCUUGAGGGAGGAGACUUGAAACUCCGAGUCCGUGUGCUCGAGUCUGAAAGAGCAGCUAGGAAAGCAACAAUACUGCAAAUGGCAACCAUGUACACAGUCCUAGGCGGCACCCUUCUAAACCUUGGGGUUACAUUUACCUACCACGGCCCUCAAGUUAUAGCAAAUGGAUCAUUUGUUGGUGCAGGUGUUUUUCUGCUGCUGUUUCUCCGCUCCAUGCAGAGGGUGAAGAAGCUUGAUAAAUUUGAGAAAAUGAUA
Messenger RNA from Thlaspi arvense, 2051 nucleotides. Lineage: Eukaryota; Viridiplantae; Streptophyta; Magnoliopsida; Brassicales; Brassicaceae. The record is from the annotation of a GenBank genome assembly.